Otolemur garnettii (small-eared galago) is the source of this 1164-nucleotide messenger RNA. RefSeq names its product transmembrane protein 186 (gene TMEM186). Bases 20 to 667 code for a protein of 215 amino acids. Gene Ontology annotation, cellular component: mitochondrion. Lineage: Eukaryota; Metazoa; Chordata; Mammalia; Primates; Galagidae. The transcript has 2 exons. The record is from RefSeq and is a predicted model, not a curated record.
CGCAGCCGGCGGCUGGGCCAUGGCUGCCCUCCUGCGAACUGUGCUGAGGUUGCAGGGGCCAGGACCAGCUGCAUGGGGAAGGCCUCUCCAUGGGCUCUGGUACUUCAGUAGGCAAGAGCAUUCCAAGAGGUGGGUAGGGAGCAGGUCGCCCACCUCAAAGGACAAACCACCAGGCACAGAGACUGAGAAAUUCCACAUGGUCUACCGUUUUGAUGCCAUCAGGGCCUUUGGGUUCUUGUCUCGGCUAAAGGUGGCACAGACUGCCCUGACAGUGGUGGCCUGGCCACCGGGCUUCUACUUGUACUCCCAGGGCCUCAUAACUUUCAACUCUCUGUGCUUCAUGAGUGGAUUGGCUAGCUUUGCCCUGGCCAUGCUGUGCUGGAUGAGCUAUUUCUUCCGGAGACUAGUGGGCAUCCUGUAUGUGAACGAUUCUGGCACCAUACUGCGAGUAGCUCACCUGAACUUCUGGGGCUGGCGGCGGGAUACGUACUGUCUUGUGGCUGAAGUGAUACCCCUGACAGACACUGAGGAAUGGUCACAGGAUCUAUUCGUGCGUAUCAAGCAGUACAAUGGGAAGCAGACAUUCUACCUCACUCUGCGCUAUGGACGGAUCCUGGACACAGAGCGUUUCACAAAGGUGUUUGGUUUGCUGGGCAGGUCCAGGUGAACUACUGGAAGCUGGGCCUCUUGGUUGCUCUGGGCCACUUGGAUCUCUUGACAGGGAGGCCAAGGGUAUGGGCUAGGCUAAAGGAGGAGAUCAAAUUCCUGGAAAGUUGGCCAUGGCGCCUAGGAACUUGUUUUCAUGGAUGAAGCAAUUUAUGAGGCAGAGCUGGUAAUCAGGUUUAGGGAAAAGACUUCUCAUGCAAAUUCCUACUGUGCUUGUAUAUGACAUUCAGUCAGAUAAUGGCCAGAAGUUUCUUCUAAGAGCCAGUUCUUAGAAGAAGCUUUGCCAAAACCACCCAGACUGUUCACUGAUGUGAAAUUGGAAGACAGAAGUGUGGUGGGGGGGCAUGGUGUAAGAUUUGUCAGCUCUUCAGCCCCCUGUCCUGGGGCAGGUUACUGAGGAUGACUGAACCUAGGUUUUCACAUCUGUAAAGUGGAAAGGGCUGUCUCACAGGAUGGGUAUGAGAAUCAAAAAUAAAUGUCAAGUGUGUUGCAAGCUCA